Messenger RNA from Anoplophora glabripennis (Asian longhorned beetle), 720 nucleotides. RefSeq lists its product as uncharacterized. The record is from RefSeq and is a predicted model, not a curated record. The transcript has 2 exons. Bases 1 to 720 code for a protein of 239 amino acids. Lineage: Eukaryota; Metazoa; Arthropoda; Insecta; Coleoptera; Cerambycidae.
AUGAACGAAGAAAUAUAUACCGAGUUGCUAGGGCUUGUUUCUCAAAUAAUUCAGAAAGAAGAUACUAUAAUGCGACAAGCGAUUACUCCUCAUGAAAGGUUAACUAGUACUUUGAGAUUCCUAGUUACAGGAAGAAAUUACGAAGAUCUUAAGUUUUCAACUGGCAUUUCUGCACAAGCUCUAGGAAAAAUAAUACCAGAGACAUGUAGAGCGAUAUUUGAUGUUCUUCAGGAAAAUUAUUGCAAGUUUCCACGCACAAGACAAGAGUGGGAACAAAUAGGACUAGAUUUUGAGAAUAGAUGGCAGUUUCCAAACUGUUUAGGUGCAGUUGACGGGAAGCAUGUAAGAAUAGUACCUCCAGCAGGAAGUGGAUCAUACUACUACAAUUAUAAACAAUUUCACAGUAUAGUAUUGAUGGGUAUUGCAAAUAGUAACUACGAAUUAAUACUGUUUGAUGUGGGUACAAAUGGACGAGUAUCUGAUGGUGGUGUUAUUAACAAUACAUCUUUUUACAAAGCAUUAUUAAAUGAAAAAUUAAAUUUACCUCCAAUAAACCAUCGUAAUAAUCUUCCAUAUGUAUUCAUUGGAGAUGAAGCUGUUGCUCUUCGAAAGGAUUUUUUGAAACCAUAUAGUGAAAGAGAACUAAAUGUUGAUCGUUCAAACUUUAAUAAACGCUUAAGCAGAGCAAGACGAAUAAUAAAAAUGUUUUUGGCAUAUUAG